This is a messenger RNA of Colletotrichum higginsianum IMI 349063, 189 nucleotides long. RefSeq lists its product as uncharacterized. The transcript has 2 exons. Lineage: Eukaryota; Fungi; Ascomycota; Sordariomycetes; Glomerellales; Glomerellaceae. The record is from RefSeq and is a predicted model, not a curated record. Bases 1 to 189 code for a protein of 62 amino acids.
AUGUACAUGGCAGUCGCCGGAUAUGCUUGGCUGAUUCGCAUGCAGGAGCAGACGGAAGUGUCCAUGUCAUCCGUCAGCGUCGCAGUCAUCAUUUGGCGAUCUAUCUGUCGUACAAGACUUGUCAGCGCCCAUGACAUGAACAGCGCCAUACAGGAGGACGGCGAAGACCUCCAAACAGACGAGCUGUAG